Biomphalaria glabrata is the source of this 1885-nucleotide messenger RNA. Its product is annotated as centrosomal AT-AC splicing factor-like. Lineage: Eukaryota; Metazoa; Mollusca; Gastropoda; Planorbidae. The coding region runs from base 248 to 1798 and encodes 516 amino acids. The transcript has 12 exons. The record is from RefSeq and is a predicted model, not a curated record.
UAGAGUAUACAGUUACACUGAGCUCACUGAAUAUAGAAUCUAGAUCUAGAUCUACGUAUCCCCUCCUACUUGCUGUCCUGCUUCCAAUCAAAUUAAAGUCUACUAUCACUUGACAACGCUUCACUCGACUUGAUUGACGCAUGUUGCUUCGUCUUAGGAACUUCUCGCCAUGUUUGGCACUAAUCAAAUGCACUAGAAAAUCAGUGAUAUACAAACUAAGGCCAGUUUGUCCCUGGUAAUAUUGGAUAUGUUGAGUCAAAAAGUUUUUAUUCAGUUUCGCUAUUGUCCUUUAUGUCGAUUGAAUCACAAAAAAGGUACUAAACAUGUUUAUGCUAAGAGACAUCAAGAGAUUGUUACAAACAUACUUGCCAAGUUUUUAAAAAAGAUUGUGGUAGCCAAAAGCAGCAUGAAGAAUCCAUCGAUUCUUGAAAGUAUGUCUGAAAUGGUGAACAUGACAUUCUGGUGUUAUUUUUGUCAAAGUGAAAUAACAAAACAUAAAGAACAUUUCACAGCUAUGGGCCAUUGCGUGAUUGAACUAGGAGGCAUGCUAGAACAUCUCACUCGUCAAGACCAUGUUGACAAUGCUGUUAAAUUUCUCAGAGAAAACAAAAAAGACCUGGUACUUACAUCAGAUUACAUUGUGUCUACUGAAGCCUAUCUGAAGUAUCUAGAAGUGGUGGAUGUCAGUUGUUCUCAGUUUUUAAAAAACAAAAGUGACUCUCUGAAGUUGUUGGCUCAAGAAAUAAAGUCUCAAGAGUUACAAAGAUUCCAAGUCCUCACGUGUGCCAUGCAGGAACAGAGCCAGCAGCACAGAAAAGCUCCACAGCUUUCUCCCAACCCAGUCGCUGCACACAGGAAGUUACUGAACGUAGGUAAUGAGGUAGAACAAAGAAGGAAAACAAUUCAGGCAUUUGGGGAUGGAUUAACUCCACUUGACAGAACCAAUGAGGAUGACACUUUAGGAAAUAUUUAUACUAAUGCAUUGCCACCUUGGCUCAUGCCAGAUGAAGAGGAUGUCAAUAGCUCUGGCAUUAUUGGUCCUACAUUGGAAGAUCUAGAAAAACAUAAGAAACAGGAGAAGAAAAGACAAUUGCCAUCUUGUAGAGUGGGUGCCAAGUUUGACCACAAAAAUCAAACAACUGACUCAUGGCUGCCUAAUUUUGGAGGUGUUUGGAGCCAUGGACGUAGGACAAACUCUGCACAACAGUUUAAUAGACGCCAGGGUAAAAAGGUCAUUAGCCUGAAUCAGAAUGUUAGCUUAUUUACAAGUGAUGAUCUGAUUUCUCCACAAGCUGAAACACACACAAGAACACAUUUAUCUCCAUCAUCUCUCUCACUUAUCCCAACUAGUUGUUUGUUACAAGACUCUUAUAAUGCACAAACUCUGUACAAUGGCCUUUAUGCCACUGCAAGUGUAGCACAACAUGAAAGUAAUGAUCAAAUCAAUGCCCACAUGUUAGGUCAAACUGAAAACUAUAGUGUCACUGUCAAGCCCUAUGUACGGAAACAGAAACUUCAUAGUGCAGAAUAUAAAACAGCCAGCACUGACAUUUUCAAGCCAUCCCAUUCCAGCCACUCAUCUUUAGACUAUUUCCAUGAAAGGCCAACCUCUAUUAAACACAAUGGUAAUAUCUGUGAGGACCCUUUGAUAACACCUUCACAUCACCAAUUCAACACAAAACCAUAUCAGAGGCACAGUAAAACUGUCAACAGCACUGAAUCUUCAACUUGUAAUUACAAUGGCUUAGAAACUUUCAGUCUAAUAUCUACUCCUAUAUUAAACAGGAACAAAAAGUAGCAACUAGUUGAGUGUUAAUUUGUAAUGUAUGUUGGAAUGCCACUGCUUUUAUCUUACAUUGUUGAAAUAAAAAUAAUAUGCAAAUAA